Molecule: messenger RNA, 870 nt
Organism: Fusarium coffeatum
Lineage: Eukaryota; Fungi; Ascomycota; Sordariomycetes; Hypocreales; Nectriaceae
Exons: 2
Coding region: 1-870 (289 amino acids)
Source: RefSeq, a predicted model, not a curated record
AUGUCGUUCUAUUUCCAACCUCCAAUCUUUGGGAACUACCUCCUCCCAGCCGCUCCAGCAACUAUUCCCUCUAGUUUAGUAGUCUUGUUGCCUCGUACUACUUACACGCCUUUAUACUGGCAACCAUCACCCGUGAUUACCCCAGUACCUCAGUACAUCUUGACUUCGAAUAUCAGAAUCAAAAUCAUAUUCCACCGCGCAGGAACUGUCCUCGCUUCCAAUGAUGCCUAUUACAACUAUACGCCAACUCGCGAAACGGUUCUGGCGAAUCUGGCGUGGUGGUCCAAGCAGCAUAACCUAGGAGACCGAGUUUACUCAGGACAGUGUACGCUGUAUACUACGCGUAGUCAAUAUUCGAACCUUUCGAUUCUUCCUAAUGUUGGGCCUAUAACACCAGCCGACAAUGUACGAAAGGUUUCAUUCGCGGACCAGCUAACUGCCAACGACUUCCAGUCGAUCAUGUACCAAAUAUCUGCGAACAGCUACGGGGCGUUUAUUCUCGUCGACCAUGCUUACGUCCCUCUUCAAGUCCUAGCUCGGGGCUCCUCUGACCAGUCUUCAAAUGAUGUUGCGAAUAACGCCUCAAGUGACUUGACUAAUGCAGCUCAGACUGCUCCUCAUAGCACUCGUCAAGCUUCACCUGCACCACCAAGCUCCCCAAAAGAGCCAGUCAACACCAGCAAUGAUGAAACCUACAGCACAGGAAACGGCAACACUGGCACUCAAACGCCGCUUGGGCCUGUGGAUACUGACGUAGGUUCACCGAAAGGAGACAAUACUGAUGGGAGCCCUAAGAAUAUUGGUGGUGAGGAAUAUAAGCAGCCGACUGUAGAUGAGAGUGUAGAUGAAGAGGACGUUGCAAACGUUUAA